AUGUACGGAAAUGAAAUAACCCAAGUUCACGUUCCGAUAUUUGCACAAGUUGCUCAGGGGCUCGAGGAAUGCGGCUUUAAAAUACUUCCAAAUGCAGAAUUUAUCUACUGCCACAAAGGUAGAAUACUCAGACCCGAAUUAUCGUUUCAAGUCCAAAAAGUUUAUAAUGGUGAUUUAAUUAUCAUUUACAUGAAAAAACUCCCAGAUCCCUCAAAAAGAGAAAGAUUUUUCGAAAUGUUCCAGCCGAGUACCACCAAAGAAGUCAAAUUAUCUCGUAGCGAUAAAAACAAGAAUACUGUAGUGGCAAAGAUGACAGACAACGUUUAUCGAUUAUGGGAAGGACAGAGAGAAUUCGGCUCAGUGCUUAAUAAAAUGCUUGCAGCUCAAAAUCAAGCAGAAGUUGAACCCGAACAGAUACCAACAAUAAUACCUGAGCCGAAAUUAUCUACAGAGAAAUUACCCCUCUUUCCAGUUGAAAGUCAGCAGAUACCGCCUAAUUAUUCUUAUUCGACUGAUUCAGAAGCCGAGAUUGCCCCACGAAAACCAAUCAUUAAAUUUGCAAAGAAAGAGUAA
Molecule: messenger RNA, 573 nt
Organism: Trichomonas vaginalis G3
Lineage: Eukaryota; Parabasalia; Trichomonadida; Trichomonadidae
Exons: 1
Coding region: 1-573 (190 amino acids)
Source: RefSeq, a predicted model, not a curated record